Heteronotia binoei (common prickly gecko) is the source of this 1671-nucleotide messenger RNA. RefSeq names its product progestin and adipoQ receptor family member 9 (gene PAQR9). Bases 247 to 1503 code for a protein of 418 amino acids. Lineage: Eukaryota; Metazoa; Chordata; Lepidosauria; Squamata; Gekkonidae. Gene Ontology annotation, cellular component: membrane. The transcript has 2 exons. The record is from RefSeq and is a predicted model, not a curated record. Gene Ontology annotation, molecular function: signaling receptor activity.
UGAAAGGCACUGCAGCCUUUGCUCUCGGUGGGGGCAUCAAUCAUUAACCGGCGGCUUAGGUGUCUCGGCGGCGGCGCAGAUGGGAAAGGAGAAACUUGCUCCGCAGACUAUUGAAGAAACCGAAGCCGCGAGGGGAGCCUUGCUGAGCCAUAGAAAUCCUUGACCCAGGCGCGGCUGGCAAGGUUUGAAUUACCGCGAUGCUGCUGCUGCCGCUAGAGCUGCUGCUUGCCUCCUGCUCUUGCUGCAAUGAGUGAUGCAGGAGGAGGAGGAGGAGGAGGCGGUGGCGAAGCACAAAUCCACUGCAACUCUUCCAGCAGCACCAGCGGCAGGGAAAGCAGCUUUGCCUUUCCGGGCGGGAGGGGGCGGCAGCCGCAGCACGGAAGGAUCAUGCCCGCCGGCGUCGCAGUCCAGGGCCAGUCGCCCCCCACCGCCGCCUCGCCGCCACCGCCGCCGCCUCACCCCCGCCGCCUCCCGCCGCGCCGGGCCGCUCCCCUCUUGCGCUGGGACGAAGUGCCCGACGAUUUCGUGGAGUGCUUCAUCCUGUCGGGCUACCGGCGGCUGCACUGCACGGCGCAGGAGUGCCUGGCGUCGGUGCUGCAGCCCACCAAUGAGACGCUCAACUUCUGGACGCACUUCAUCCCUCUGCUGCUCUUCGCGAGCAAGUUUUGCCGCCUGCUGCUGCUGCGCGGCGCCGGCGACCUGCCUUUCCACCACCCCUUCUUGUUGCCGCUGUGGUGCUACGCGUCGGGCGUGCUGCUCACCUUUGCCAUGAGCUGCACGGCCCAUGUGUUCAGCUGCCUCUCGCUGCGCCUGCGCGCCGCCUUCUUUUACCUGGACUACGCCUCCAUCAGCUACUACGGCUUCGGCAGCACGGUAGCUUAUUACUACUACCUGCUGCCCGGGCUGAGCCUGCUGGAGCCGCGCGCGCUCAGCCGCUACCUGCAGCAGCGCCUGGGCUGGCACGUGGACUGCGGCGCGCCCAUCGCCUUGUACAGCGCGCUGCUGCUGCCCGUGGCCUUCCUGCUGGCCGUGGCCUGCACCGUGGCCUGCUGCAAAAGCCGCUCCGAGUGGUGCGCCUACCCCUUCGCCAUCCGCACUUUCGUCUUCGCCAUGCCACUCAGCAUGGCCUGCCCCAUCAUGCUCGAGAGCCUCCUCUUCGACCUCAAGGGCCACAACCCCACCCUCUUUGUCUACUUCUACCGCCGCUACUUAUGGCUUCUGGUGGCCGCCUUCUUCAACGUCAGCAAGAUCCCCGAGCGGAUCCAGCCCGGCCUCUUUGACAUCAUCGGCCACAGCCACCAGCUCUUCCACAUCUUCACCUUCCUCAGCAUCUAUGACCAAAUGUUUUACGUCGAGGAAGGCCUGCUGCACUUCCUGCGAGAACCUCCGCCCGCUUCGCCCACUUUCAUGGGCACCGUCGGCUACAUGCUGCUUUUGGGGUUGUGCUUAGCCUUGGUCAUCAAGCGGUUUUUAAACGUACCAGAGUUCUGCAAGCAGGAUUGAGGUAUCCUUCUAUUAUGGUUUCCUUUGAGAAUUUUAGUUAAUCGCUGUCGACUUUUACAGGUUGCUGCAAAGACCGACACAAAGAAUCUUGGUACCUUUCCAGGGAAGGUGGUACCAGGAGCACUGAAUCUUCACCCAUGCACUGAACUCCUUCUAGAAAACUGCUGC